AUGACGAAGGACAACGUUGCUUCUUCCUUAUUUGGACUACGCUUUAGGCAUGCAUCAGAACGAGAAUCACAAACUGGUGGUGAAAAGAAAGAAUAUUCAGCUGGUACUGCACCAGAAGCAGUUGCUAGUGUUCCAGAAGAUGAAUUCGAGAAGGAGCUGAUGGGGUUAACCGGAGAAUUUCCAGGCCGGGAAAAGGGAUUGGAGCAAUUUAUUGAGAUAACCCCACCUCUCAAAAAACCAAUGGUUGCAGAUUCAGACAAUAUUAUAGGGCUGACUGCCACAAAGAAGCCAAAGCCACCUGAACUGCCGAUACUGCCUGGCAUGGUUGCCAUUGUGAAGAAUCCAAAUAACCCAAUCUAA
Molecule: messenger RNA, 360 nt
Organism: Mangifera indica (mango)
Lineage: Eukaryota; Viridiplantae; Streptophyta; Magnoliopsida; Sapindales; Anacardiaceae
Product: NAD(P)H-quinone oxidoreductase subunit S, chloroplastic-like
Exons: 2
Coding region: 1-360 (119 amino acids)
Biological process (GO): photosynthetic electron transport chain
Source: RefSeq, a predicted model, not a curated record